Messenger RNA from Phoenix dactylifera (date palm), 1001 nucleotides. Its product is annotated as gibberellin 20-oxidase-like protein. The record is from RefSeq and is a predicted model, not a curated record. Lineage: Eukaryota; Viridiplantae; Streptophyta; Magnoliopsida; Arecales; Arecaceae.
UCUUCAAGAUGAUGUCCAAGUCCCCCCAAACAUCCCUGCAACUCCCUACCUUCGACAUCUCUCAACCUCUGCUCCCAUCCAUUCUCUCCUCUCUCUCCCAAGCAUGCAGGGAAUGGGGCUUCUUCCACAUCACCAACCAUGGCAUCUCCAGAGACCUCUAUAACGGAAUCCGCACUCUCUCCAACCAAGCCUUCGACCUCCCUUUAGAUACCAAACUUAGAAUAGGACCCUCAUCCAUCAUCAACACUUAUACUCCUCAUUUCAUAGCUUCCCCCUUCUUUGAAAGCCUCCGAAUUUCUGGUCCAAACUACUUCACCUCAGCGAAGGCGUCAGGUGAUGUCAUGUUUGAACCACCUAAUGUUGAAUUCAGUAACGUAUUGCAGGAAUAUGGGGACAGGAUGGUAGAUUUAUCGAAGAGAAUAAUUAUCGCUGUCUUAAAGUGUUUACGUGACGGCUUUGAGACGAAGUACUACGAAUCCGAGUUCAGUGCAUGUCAUGGAUAUUUAAGGAUAAACAACUACACUCCACCCGAUGAGAGCAGCUUGGAAGAGAUCGAAGGGCUUGGGAUGCACACAGACAUGAGUUGCAUAACAAUUUUAUAUCAGGACGAGAUUGGUGGACUUCAGGUAAGAUCAAAGGAAGGGGAAUGGAUGGACAUAAUGCCGAGGGAGGGGACGCUGGUGGUGAACAUUGGAGACCUUCUGCAAGCCUGGAGCAAUGGGCGUCUAAGAUCAUCUGAGCAUCGAGUCGUUCUGAAGCAGCCCGUCAACCGCUUUUCUCUGGCCUUCUUUUGGUGCUUCGAGGAUGAGAAGAUGGUAUCAGCUCCCGAAGAUGUGGUGGGGGAAGGGAAGCAGAGGAUCUACAAACCAUUCAUUUGCCGAGAUUAUAUUAAGUUUCGGGAGAACAGCGAGAAAGGGAGGUUUGAUAAGGUCCAGUACACAGUGGACAACUUUGCUGCGGCCAAAACCGCAGCAGAUUCUGAGAAGGCUACUUUCAUAUGA